Epinephelus fuscoguttatus (brown-marbled grouper) is the source of this 4133-nucleotide messenger RNA. Its product is annotated as brain acid soluble protein 1. Lineage: Eukaryota; Metazoa; Chordata; Actinopteri; Perciformes; Serranidae. The coding region runs from base 237 to 1307 and encodes 356 amino acids. The transcript has 12 exons. The record is from RefSeq and is a predicted model, not a curated record.
CUCUCUUCCAAUCCAGACAAAAGGAGAAGACGACAGAUCCGCGGCGACGCGCACUGAGCCGAGCAUCCGAGCACCUUGGAGACGCCACGGGUUUGAUUCGACGCGCAAGAACGCACACCGGCACACACGCCCUCCAGGUCCACCUGAGCCCCCCAGGCCGGUUAAUUGUCCAGUUUGAAGGCCGUGGAAAGGGAAUCUGAGCCCCGGUUCAAUCGCAGCCAGAACACCGUGUUCCCAUGAUGUCAUACCUGUGGAUUCUGCUAUUAGGAAGCCUGCUGGCUGCAGGCGCCAAGGCACAAGAUGAUGCAACCCCAAAAGAGGAGACAGAAGCUCCUGCAACCCCGACUCCUGAAGUAGAAGCAGUGCCAGAGGACAAGGAAGAACCUGCAGCUGACGAGGAAGCUGAGCAUAAUCAUGAGGAAAUAACACCAACGGCAAGUGAGCCGGAGCCUGCUGCUGACAAUAAGGCCGAUGAAGCAGUCACUCCUGCUGUUGAACAGGCAGAACCAUUGACUCCCACACAGGAGGAUGCAAAACCAGACGAGGAUGCAAAACCGGAUGAGGAUGCAAACCCGACGACUCCUGCGCAGGAGGACAUACAGCCGACGACUCCUGCACACGAGGAUGCGGACCCAGCAGCUCCUGCUGAUGAAGAUGCACAAACAGUGACACCUGUUGCAGCAGACACAGAGGAGGAGGCACCUGCAGCAACACCAGAGCCUGCAGCUGAUGUAGAAGAUAAGGACGCAAAGGCUGAGGAACCGACAGCUGAUGGAGAAGAGGAAGCUACCUCAAGCGCUGGUGCAACACCAGCCAAGGAGGAGGAGAGUGGACCAGAGGCUACACCGGCAGCAGAUCCAGCUGUAUCACAUGAUGAGGAAAAACCAACUGAAGCACCUGCUGCUGCAGACCCAACAGUACCACCUGUCAGUAUAGAUGUGGAGCACAUUGUCCCAGAUAAAGAGGCUCCUGAAGUGGAUACAGGAUUAAACAUGGAAGACUCUUCGAAAGGUGGGAUUGAGAACAAUCUAGUGCAGAUUCACAAUGAAGCUGAUGCACGUGCUUCUGGUGCCAAAGCAGAUGACAAACCUGAAGCCCAAGAGGGCAGCUCCAGCUCCAUAGCAGGCAUCCUGUGUGCAAUUGCCGUGGCUGUAGUGGGAGCAAUCGUUGGAUACUUCACCUAUCAGAAGAAGAAACUGUGCUUCAAAAAUAGACAAGAAGCAGAUCCAGAAGCUGCACGCAAAGCUGAUGCAGCAGAGGCCCAGUCGGAUCCCCAGGUCCUUAGCAACCUGCUGAACUCCUCCUAGACCAGCAAUGAUCACGUGACUGCCUGGACCAACUACCGGCAAGCAAAGUGGCAAUCUCACUGUUAGGCUCAAUCUUCUGUAGAGCUAAAUUACUGUGAGGCCCCAGAGUAGGGCUGUGUGUGUUUCUGUCUGGUUGAUUGCGUGCGUGCAUGCAUGUGUUGAUGUGUGCGUGUGUGUGUCUGUGUGUGUGUGUGUGUGUGUGUGUGAGUGUGCAUAUGUGUGUUCACUCUCGUGUGUGUGCAUAUAUGUGGGGAGUAAAUAUAUGUGAACCUUAGGGGGUUUAUGAUUGUUACAACUUAAGAAUUUAUUGAAAUGAUUGGACAAACUCUCUACUUUAAACCAAAUCCAACAUUAUUUUUAAGUAGUGGACAUUAAAGAGAUUAAAUCUCAAAUUUACCAUGAAAUGGCUAAAUUAUAGAACAACCUUUUUUUUUUUUUGUAUGGCUACUAUCCAGUUCUAGUAAUUCAGUGUGAAUAUAAAGCAGUGACAGUUAUUGAUGUUGUAGACGUUUAACUUUGUACUGAAUUCUUAAAAGUGGAAUCUGUUGUCAUUGUUUGAGCCGCCCAUCUGAUUUUGCUAAUCCACUGGAAACAGUCACUCAAGUACAACAUAUUUUUCUUUUUGUUAGUGUCUGCAGUACAAAUGCAGGAUAGAUGGAUAACAGGGGGCUUCAAUAACUACCACUGUAUUUCCUGGAUUCUGACGAGGAGACAUAGUACAGGGUUAUGAUCCUAGGAUUCUGGGGAUGCUGUUACAUGGUCCAAUGUGUGUUCAGGGGCCACUGAUGUCACUGUAUGUGUGUGUCUGUGUGUCAAUUUUUUGGUUGGUGAAGGGGCUUUAGUUUUAAAUCCUAUCGGGUGACUACCACUUCUCCUCAGUCAGUUCAAUCCAUCAGAGUGAAAUUUGCAAUUUAACACAAAAAAAAGUGUAGUCCAACCCUGUUUCAGUCAAUGGAUGAAUGUUCACUUUGACACUUGACAUUGACAAAUUCAAAAGAGGUCAUGUAGUAAUGUAUUAGACAUUGUUCUGAUGUAGUAUGUGUCAGUCUAGUCGUGAUGCAGUAAUUUCUCCUCUAUAGUGCCUUUCACUGACACAGCCUGGCUUGACCAAUCUACAGACACACAGGGAAGAGACCUGGGACAAUAACAGUGAAAACGGGCAAAAUAAAUAGUUGAAUGUAUCAAAACACGUUAGACAAUUGAGGAAUGUAUGAUCCUAAUGAAUUCAUAGUCAUCUAGGUGGUUGUAAAGCCUCACCGUGAACUGCUUGUGUAUGUGAAACUGUUACGUGUCUGUAACAGCUGCUCUAUAUCCGUUCGCAGCGGGCUGUUUGCUGUUUUAUUUCCAGUGCUUUUUUUAAAAAACCAAUAUUGCAUUCCAAGCCUCACAUUUCAGGGUUUGACAUCUCCUCAUUGUGUGUCUCUUCGUUUGAGCAAGCCAGUCGCUGUCACGGUGUUUUUGUAUCAUUCAUAUUUCCACGUUACGAACACCAUUCACCUGUGAUUUUUUUAUAUGAAUUUUACUUUUAGCGGUGGUGCCUCAGAGCUGACACAGAUUGUCCCUAGUCGACUUGUUCGCUGUGGUAUUUUGUGAUUAUCAUUGUGAAAUGCCUCAGAAGCAGCGCUACUGCUUUUAAAAUAAAAAUCAAAAAGCCCUUUUUUUUUUUUUUUUCACGGCUGUAGCACAAAAAAUAUUAACUUCUGAAUGUCUUUUCGUUGCCUUGCAGUUUUGUACUUGCUCUGCUCCCUUUAAACUUUGAAACUGGGUUAUAGAGGUUGCAUAGUGCCGCAAUUCAUGUAAUGUGUGUUACUUGUAAAGCACCAUAUAGCUGCAAUACAGGACAGAGACUGUUGCUAACAGCCUAGCCUCAAGUUGAGAAAUAUUAAUAGUCUGUGAUGUCACAUAUCGCUUAAUCCUACUGUGUAAAACUGUGGGCUGGACGCUGGGUCAAAGCUCUGUUUGAAAUGCCUUCUUAUCUUGUAAUCUGUGAUAGACUGAGUUUCUCUUCACACAUUGGAACCAAGCAGAUGUCUGAAAUCUCCUGCUGCAUCUGCUACAAUGGCAUGGAGUGAAAAUGCACAAAAUACCCACUAACUAACAGUACAAGCUUUCACAUACAGCCACUGAUGCCUUCAAAACGAAAACCUUUUAAUGCAGUAAUUGCCCCCGCUGUGCGCUCCAAUAAGUGCAAUCAACAAAAGCACCCUGCUGUCCUGCUGUGCACAUUCAGAAACCUUAGUGGGACUGAUUUAAUGUAAAGGAGACCAAAACAACAAUAAAUCCCUAAAAAUGGCACAAGGAAUGUUUGCGUUUUUGAGCAUUAUGGUCUACUCUACAUUUAGUCCCAAGCAGUCACAUUCCUUGUAAACACAAACUAUUGGAGCGUAGCAUCCAAACCAGAAUGUAAAACCAAGGAGAUUGUAGACUUGCCGGGUCCUGAAGUGCACUUCCCAGAUAUCGCUGAGGCAUCAGUCGUGGCGCUGACCAGUCCUGCCUUAAACCGCCUCUUGAAUACAAAGCUCAAUGUCAUCAUCAGAAAGCAAACGGUGAAACAAGCAGAGAUGUUUUGCAGGUGAUUUUAAUAACACAAUCUCUAUGGGAGAAGCACUUUCCUAUCCUGUAUACAUCUUGAUUCAUUAAACAUAUUUAGACAAUUCAUCACGUUUGAUUCAGACUAGUGACUCUUCCUUUUUAUUUAAAUAUGCUAUGUUUUUAUUUUGUGUAGGAACUGUCUUCUUCAAUUUUUUUUGUCAUCUGGCACUUGUGUUGUUCCUCUGGAAUUGUGUAAAUAAUGUUUGAGGAGUCAAUUAAACAGUUUUCGUGGGA